Molecule: messenger RNA, 1986 nt
Organism: Lactuca virosa
Lineage: Eukaryota; Viridiplantae; Streptophyta; Magnoliopsida; Asterales; Asteraceae
Source: the annotation of a GenBank genome assembly
AUGUGCCCUCAACCCAUUAGUAUUUCAGGGAAGGAAAAAGUGGGUGACCAUCAAACUCACUACAGGCUGUGGAGAAGAUCAGAUGCCCUUGUGAAGGGUUGGAUUUUUGGUUCUCUCUCUAAACCAACACUAGGGUAUGUUUUGGAUCGUCUCCAUCAACAGAGAAAUGCAACUGAUUUCAAUGGAAAAGAUGCAUGGGAUGAACUCCACACUAUGUACGCUCCUGUUGGUAUUCCACCUGAACUGCUAGUAGUUGAAGAUACACUACAAGAUAAAGACAAAGCAAAGAUUCUCGACAGAUUAUACAAUUAUACCGAAGCUGGUUAUUGGAAUGGGGUCGAAGACAUACUGAGGCAGGAAAAGGUUACAGUGACGGACAAAAUCACCAAUAAUGGCAACACCGCGCUCCAUGCAGCAGUUGGUACUUCCCAAGGCCGAGAAUUCUUAGAGAAAUUGUUGGAAAAGAUACCUGAGAACACACAGCUAACGAAUAUAAGAAUUUCAGAUGGAAGCACGCUGCUUCAUGUCGCUGCCAUUAGUGGCAACACUGAAACUGCUGACAUAUUGAUGGCAAGGGACCCAGAUUUGUUGUUGGUCAAGGACAAGGAGGGUCAGACACCACUAGCCUUGGCUCUUUCUAAUAUGCAUACCCAAACAGCCCGACAUCUGUUGCAAUGUAUCAAUACUCUUACUGAUGAUAUACAGAAGGAUGCUCUAUUUUCUGGCAAAACUGGUGAUGACCUUCUAGUUACUGUUAUUUCCUCUAAAGAUUUUGGCUUUGCAAGAGAACUGUUAAAGCAUUACAAAACAUUGCAUACUGAUGCUGUGUUGAUGGCUAUAGCUCAAAAUUUCCCUCCCAAGCUUAAAGUGACUGCCUGCAUCCUUAUGCCUUUCCUGCUUAUCCCUGUGAUGUUAGUGUAUCUAUUCUUUAAAGAGGGACAUAAAAAUUAUGAAGAUGCUAUAUGCCUGUUUUCGGAGGUAUCUAUGUUGAUAAGGGAAAAAAACCACUUCAGCUCUUACCAUCACUAUUACACAAAUCCGAUUCUUGAAGCCAGUAGACAAAAUGCAUAUGAGUUUGUAGAAAAAAUUAUGUAUCACUUCCCUAAUGCAAUUUGGAGUGCCAACGAAGAUGGUCACAACAUUAUUCAGUAUGCUGUGAUAAAUCGCUCAGAAAAGGAAGUGGAAAGAUUCAUUUGUCCUCUAAGCAUCAUACAAAAGAACUCUUUCAACGAAACACCACAAACAAUAUUUACUAGAGAACACAAGGAGUUGGUGAUUGAGGGACAAAAAUGGAUGAAGUCCACUGCAGAGUCCUACACGAUUAUAGCUGCAUUAAUCAUCACCAUUGUGUUUGCAGCAGCUAUCACAGUGUCAGGAGGAAACAAGCAGGAAGGUGGGAUACCAAUGUUUACCAACCACACUGCCUUCACAAUAUUUGCAAUAUCAGAUGCCAUAUCAUUAUUCUCAGCUGUUACCUCAUUGUUAAUGUUUUUGUCGAUUCUCACUGCACGUUUCGCUGAACAAGACUUUCUCUUCAAGUUGCCUACAAAGUUGAUAAUUGGUUUGGCCACCUUGUUCAUCUCAACCACAGCCAUGAUAGUAGCUUUUGCUGCAACGUUAUACCUUGUAUUUGGCCAAAGCAACUCAAGGAUUCUUAUUCCUAUAGCUGUGCUGACAUGCCUACCAAUUACUUCUUUUGUGACCCUGCAGUUCCCUCUUGUCAUAGAGUUGAUGAGUACUACAUAUGGUGGUAGUAUUUUUGAUCCUCUCACUUCUCUUGUUUGGUUUUCCCUGCGCCGCUUGCUCUGUGAAUCGCUAGGUGUGCUCUGGUGUAGCUCGUUGUCAGCUAAUCGAGAAGGCACGUCCUGGUGCACAAGGUCAGAUUUGAAGCUAAGACAUAGUAUGCAUUGUAGUGAGCAACGGGUAGCCAUCACAAUUAUAGCCCUAAUGAAAGAAGAGAGUCUUGAAAAGGUGGCAAAGAUGUAA